Messenger RNA from Caenorhabditis bovis, 582 nucleotides. The record is from the annotation of a GenBank genome assembly. Lineage: Eukaryota; Metazoa; Nematoda; Chromadorea; Rhabditida; Rhabditidae.
AUGUCGAUAACUGAUUCGUCGUGCGGAGGCCACAUUCAGCUCGCUCUCUCCUACGACGGACACUCUCGCCUCAUCGUCAACGUGCUUCGCGCUCGAGGUCUUCGUCCUCGCGAUCCAUCCCGCUCCGCUCCUAACCCAUUUGUCAAGGUGUAUCUACUUCCUGGACGAAAAGUCUCGCAUAAGCGACGAACUCGAUUUGUCGACUCGUCGUGUGCUCCUGAAUGGAAUCAACCUCUCGAAUAUCAUGUGUCGCCUCAGAGUCUCGCAACGAUGUUCCUCGAGUUCACAGUGUGUGAUUAUCAACGAGACGUCGAUGAUCUACCACUGGGAAGUGUGCAAAUCUCUCUAGCCGACCGCCAUCUUUUCAACAACGUCGCCCGCUGGUACCCGCUUCAAUCCGAUAACAACAUUCUCGUGAAUCUGCCCAAUGACCGUGGUUCGAAUAAUAGGAAUUUUGUGAAUUUCGACCUUCCACAACAACAACCAAUUCCGUCUUCCCGUCAUUCGACGAAAACCGGAAGACACGCAACCUUCAACUAUAAUCCAGUAUCAUUGGACAUUGGCUACCCGGCAAUAAAUUAA